Molecule: messenger RNA, 216 nt
Organism: Prunus armeniaca (apricot)
Lineage: Eukaryota; Viridiplantae; Streptophyta; Magnoliopsida; Rosales; Rosaceae
Source: the annotation of a GenBank genome assembly
AUGUGUGGGAGAGAAAGAGAGAGAAAGAAUAUUGGGAUUGUUUGCUGGUGGAGAAGUGGGGCGGGAUCAGGAGCCGAUGAGGAGUGGGGUGGGUUGUGGUGGCAAAGAACGGACAUAGAGAGACAUGGAAAAUGGAGACGGACCGCUCCCCCUUCCCCUACCCCUCCCUUUUCCAACGCCAAUUAUCUCCCCAGCCUCUCACCCCCACCAAACUAA